CGGGACUCCCUCUUUAUCGCGCUGCUGCCAUGCAGCGGUCCGUCAGUGUGCCAGCAGUCCGCGCAGAGCGCAGAGCGCAGCGCCACGCUUAACCGAAACAGACCGUCUGUCACACGCACACACAUACAGAGAGAGGGAGAGAGGAGCUCCACACCUUUACAGGAUUUGAAAAACAACAAGAGUGGAUAAACUGAGCGAACAAGGGGUCCACGCAGGUGAGGUGAGGACAAGGACACGAUCUGCAUCUGCAUCUACAUCUGCCCCCAUCUGUCCGUCAACGAACCAAGUGCCUUGGUGCCGGCCACCCUCAGGUCAUCUGAACCGCGACGGGCGCCAAACAAUAAAAGUCUUGACCCAGCGUCCCUCAAACGGCCUGCACAAAGCAAAUAUUUGAGGCCCAAUCAUAUCUAUUUUCUCCAGGCAGCCGUCACUGAAAAGAUCAACAGCGAAGGGUGUUGUUGGGAGACAUAAAGAGAGAGAAGAAAAAGCGGGGGAGGAAAAAGUAACCCUUUCAAAGUGCACCCUGCCUGCUAUUUCUGCUGCACUGUGGGCAGGGAGCGUCUCAUUUGGGAGUGCUUUUGGCUGACAAAAAAAGGACUUCCCUGUGCCCUGCCUGACUAUCCAAAUGCCUGUAUAAAUACUGGAUAGAGAUAUCAAUUUGUAUGGCUUUAACAUUGCCCAACAAAGACACUGUAAGCUAUCUAUAGACAACGUUACAACAAACUUGGACUCUGUGGUCUCCUGAAUUGCUACCUAUCUAUUGCCCCUCAACGAAGAUUCAAGAGCUGUGAGAACAGGAAUGAGAGCUGGCACAGUUUUCUACACUUAGAAACUUUUACGCACACUCUCUAAAAGUUUGAAACAUUCACAGGGCCAACAACUGCUCUCUGGGGGACGCCAGAAUCUGUCAGUCAUUGGAGGACUGCAGUUUUGAUGUCUUUCCCAGCUCUGUGAAUCAACAUGAAGCCCCUAACACCAGCUGGAUCCCCCUCUCCUCUGAGGCUCCUCAAUAAGGGUCCAGACUACCUGCGCAGGCAGAUUGAUGGUGGAGGUCAUGGCCGCUCAAUCAGCGCAGUGGAGAGGCUUGAGGCAGACAAAGCCAAGUAUGUUAAGAGCCAGCAGGUGAUCAACACCAAACAAGAGCCUGUACUGGUGCCAUGUGCUACCCCACCACCACAGCCCCGGCGAGCUAUUUCCAUCCCCGGUAACCUCACGCCUUAUCUUCCCCCACGACGUUCAUCCAACACUCCUUUCUCUACACUCUCUGGCUCCUUCACCUCAAGAGACGAAAAUGAAAAUGAUGACUCCAGGAAGGAGAACAGACGGACUUCUGUUGACGUUGAGGCGCAUAACAGGAGCAAUGUGAACAAUGUGAUGCCUCCCAACCCCAGGACGCCUGGAAAUAACACCUUGGUAGCUCCACACAGUGCCCCUGUGCUCAGAAGAAGUACAGGCAAACGCAUGAUGAGGCCGGACUCCCUCGUCAUUUACAGGCAGAAGAAAGAGUGCAAGAGCCCCAGUGGUGCAGCAGUGGGAGAGAACAAUAACAUGGAGGUGAAGGGCUACAGUUUUGUCCGUCGCCUCUUCCAGGGCUCCAUGAGGGAGAAGAGUAGCGGAGGGGACAGCAGAAUACAGAAGAUGGUGAUCGGUGAAGAGAAAGCACCAUCACGGGAUGGAGACUCUCGCAUGUCUUGGACCAAUGAUAAAGACACGACGGAUGGUGGACCAGGGAGCAGGAGGUCCAGUAAAACCGACCAAGAACGCAGCCCAGGGUCUCUACCUAGCCCUGGGAUUACUUCUACGCUUGAACGGACUAAGAAUGGAUUUACAAAUGGUACCAGUGAUGGAGUUAUCACCAAUGGCAACCACUCAAGUAACCAUGAUGAUGAGAAUGACCCAUGGAAGCGGGCGUCACCCCAACCUGCACCCAGAAAGCGCUUUGGGGAGUUGUGGCGCUCCAAGUCAGACCUGCGCCUACGCUGCUCAGUAGCGUUAUCAGAGCAGGAGCAUUUCUUUGACUUCUGCGGGCUGGACAUAGACAUGAUAGAGCGUCUUGGUCGAGAGAAUUUCCUCUCUGGUGCCAGCUCCAUAGACACACUGUCAUUGGCCCUGCGCAGUGUAGGUGGAGACGGUUGCGACGGCUCUGAGCCCAGUGAGUUCUCCCGGCACUCUGGAGAUGGGCUGUUUCAGGAGGAGCUGUCUGAGCAGCUUCCCACCGGCGUGUCAAUCAUUGAGAGAAAUGCUCGUGUCAUCAAGUGGCUUUACGGGUGUAAGAACGCUGCUCGAGAGGGACCCAAAGAGUCUACUGUUUAAUACAGGGACGAGAAACUGUGUGCCGUGGAGUGCGGAGAGUUUGAAGGUGUCUUCUCUGCUAAAUCGAAGGGAUCGGUACAUCUUUGCCCAGAGAGAAGGAACUAAAGAGCGAACUCACCUGGUGUAGCAUUUACCUUUACCCCUUGUGCAGAAAUGUGCUGCUGAAAUGCACCAAGCAUUGAAUCAUAUGGGCUGUAAUUAAUUAGCAGCAUUGCUGCAAUGCAUCAGAGAAGGAAAAUUAGGACUUGGUUCUAUUUUUGAGAUGCAAGCAGCAACAGGUUUCUAACCAGGGUUUGUUUCAGCUGCAAAUGUCUGCACAUAGGGUUAUCUUUCCAUGGCACAUGAAUACCUUUAGUCCCUCGCUCUCCCCAACUCCAAAGAGACUGUUUCUUCAAAUGAGAGGACAACAACUGCUACUAGUUAUCUCUUGUCAAAUUGAUAUAUUGUAUUUAUAGAUCCUAUGGAAGUAUUGUGUGGGUGUACGCAGAUCUCACUGGCAAACUGAACUAUUUCUCCCAGCAAAAUGUUUUGUGUGUGUGUGUGAGUGUGUGUGGCUGUGUUUAGAGCGGACAUUGCUUGUCCUCUCCAUUUGUAGCUUCUUCUCAGUUACUGAGCAAACCGGAUUCAGAACUGAACUGAAAUCAGCUCCUGUGACCCAUCACGAGGCACAUAAGUGUAUGUUAGUCAUGUCACGGUGGACGCGGUUUAGUGUCCUAGACACCAACACUCUCCUUUAAUGACUAAAUUAAAAUGGAAAACCACUAAGCUAUAUAUUUUUUUUUCUUAA
Molecule: messenger RNA, 3100 nt
Organism: Larimichthys crocea (large yellow croaker)
Lineage: Eukaryota; Metazoa; Chordata; Actinopteri; Sciaenidae
Gene: fam110d
Product: family with sequence similarity 110 member D
Exons: 2
Coding region: 961-2313 (450 amino acids)
Source: RefSeq, a predicted model, not a curated record